AUGGAUUCCAAAGAGUCUUCUCCCACAAUCGGUGGCGACUUGUGUCUCAACGCCGCGAGCCACAGACGUAGCAUCUAUGGUAUUAUCGCAACUUCCUCUGUCUCUGAUGCCCGCGUUCAAGAAAUCAUCAGAAAGGUCCAAUCCUUCGCACCCUCUGCGUUCAACAGUCAGCCCAUUCGUUACACUCUAGUCACUGGAGAUAAACAUAACCAAAUGUGGGAUGCCAUUAUCAAAGCUGCCGAGCUUAUUCUAAAAGCUGCUGGCGAACGUAUCUGGACAGCAAUGCAAAAGUCUCUCCAGGGCCACCAAGCUGCGUAUGGAUCGGUUGUUUUCUGGGAGAGCGGUGAAGCGCAGAAGGGGGGAGCUGAGAAAAACAAAUCGGCGACUCCCCAGUUUCUUCAGUAUGGGGAACAUGCAUCGGGUAUGGCACGACUCUUGGUAUGGACAGCCUUGGAGCUGGAAGGGCUCGGGGUCAACUUACAGCAUAUGCAAUCCAUGGCGCCUGUUGAAGCAUUUAUGAAGAAAUUUUGCCAAGUCCCCGUGGAUUACAGCUUGAAGGCUCAUCUCAACUAUGGUGAGCAAGUACUGAAUUCUAGCAAUAUAUCACGUGACAUGGCUUGA
This is a messenger RNA of Fusarium oxysporum Fo47, 621 nucleotides long. Its product is annotated as Nitroreductase-like protein. NCBI's taxonomy places the organism in Eukaryota, Fungi, Ascomycota, Sordariomycetes, Hypocreales, Nectriaceae. Bases 1 to 621 code for a protein of 206 amino acids. Gene Ontology annotation, biological process: cellular response to oxidative stress. The transcript is spliced from 2 exons. The record is from RefSeq and is a predicted model, not a curated record.